This is a messenger RNA of Colletotrichum paranaense, 1080 nucleotides long. RefSeq lists its product as uncharacterized. The transcript has 7 exons. The coding region runs from base 1 to 1080 and encodes 359 amino acids. Lineage: Eukaryota; Fungi; Ascomycota; Sordariomycetes; Glomerellales; Glomerellaceae. The record is from RefSeq and is a predicted model, not a curated record. Gene Ontology annotation, biological process: mycotoxin biosynthetic process.
AUGUCUGCAACACCUGCAGUCAAGUAUAAGCCGGUCUCUGACGACGGUUUCGAGGACGUGAAGACCGACGACGACCACGAAGAAUACCCCUUGGAUCAGAGAAAAUGGAACUCCUGUAGAGGCACAUCAAAGUCAAGGAGAGCACUCCAAAUACUUGCUUCACUCCUCAUCCUAGCAAUUUAUACGUGGGCAGUACUUUACUAUGCCCGUGAAGUCAUCUACAAGCCAUUCUGCCCUCGACUCACUACACCAGACACGGUACAUGUGUGGGACAAGGUUGAGUUCAACCCACAGCCCGUAAAUCCAGUGACGCCAGGUCAUGACCACCCACUUUUGGGCAACCCGAGCCCAGAGGUAGAUGCAAAUUGGUCUGCAUUACUUUCAGGCAAGCCCUUUGUGUCGGUUGAUGCGGAGCCUCGACACCGGUUCACUAAUCAAUCGCAGCGUUUGCCAACCGAAUCCCGGAAUCCGAGGUAUACCGACUUGGCAUGGAGGCAGAUGCGAUACCUUUCAACGAUGGAGAAGGCGGCUAGUAAUCUUGGGGGCCUUGCUAUGGUGCAUAACUUACACUGCAUCAACUAUUUAUACCAGGUUGCGCAUAGAGAGUACUAUUACACUCCCAAUACCACGGAGAAGGAGGAUGCAACUCAGAAGAGUCAUAUUGCUGAUUCCGACUUUGCCUCAGGACACUGUCUCCAUCAUAUCAUGGAGUCCGUGAAAUGCCAGGCAGAUUUGACCCCCGUUCUACUUCAUUGGACUCUCCACGAUUUCCACUCGGUCAUUAACUGGGACGGUGUCGAACGUACCUGUGCCGACUGGUCACAGUUGAUGGACUGGGGUUCAGAGCAUUCCGUGAGAAAGUCUACUUCCAUAUCUCAAUUCACAGACACGAAGCAUCCAAUUUACGGCAACUUCUUAGACGAACACGGCAAGUUCAGCUGGGUAGAUCAAGAGGGAGGUGUUGACUACAAGGAGUUUUUCAAAACGCCAGAGUACCAGAAGUGGGCAAAAGAAGAGGGGCUCGCCUCAGGAGAGGCCGCGGCGGAAGAGUACCUAAGGUCGUUUUACGUCAAGCAGUGA